UUACUGCUGAGCUGGCAGUUAACACCAUAUAUACAUGAUUAUUCUUUACUGUUUGGGAGUUGGCAGUAUCUCUUCUGCGACUCCGUGUCCUCAUCACCUAAGCUUGCUCAGUCAGAAGCCACUAGUGAGAGUUCCUCUUAAAUUUCCUUUACAGAGUGUGAAGAUCAAACAGGGCCAAAAUGUCUGAGGGAAAGAAAAUGACAUCAAGCCGCAGGCAUCAAUUGAAGAGCUUAAUGCUGCAGAUUGCUACCAGAAUGCUUGAGGAGGAGAAGAAGGAAAUUGCAGCAGCAAAAGAGGCCUAUAUGGCUGAGAACUGCCCCCCGCCUGACCUCAGUGGAGACGUGAAUGCCCUCAUGGAAGUGUGCAAGAAGCUCCAUCAGGCCAUUGACAAAAUUGAUGAGGCGAGAUACGACACAGAAGCAAAAGUUCUGAAAGUGGACAAAGAGAUCCAGGAUUUGAAGCUGAAGGUUGUUGAUCUGGCCGGAGUGAAGAAGCCUGCUCUGAAGAAAGUGCGUAUGUCAGCUGAUGCCAUGCUUAAGGCUCUACUGGGCUCCAAACACACAGUCAACAUGGACCUCAGGGCCAACCUGAAGCAGGUCAAGAAGGAGACCAAAGAGGAGACAACAGAGGCGGUCGGUGAUUGGCGUAAAAACAUUGAAGACAAGGCCGACAGGAAGAAGAUGUUCGAAUCGUCUUAAAAUUCUUCAGGCUCUGUGAGGAUGAUGCCAGGGGAGGCAGGUCUGACUGACUGAGCUCAUCUCUUUGGCCCUCGGAUGCAUUCAGGGCCAAGAGUUAGGACACUGACUUACUUUGUGUUACUGUUUCUGAGCAUUCUGUACAGCAGUCAGAAGGAUGUUACAUCAUCAGGAAGCAUUGUUUAUGUGGUUAAACCUGUUUUCUUAAAAAACAUCACAGAAUGUACUGGUUUUCUCAAAAGCGGUAGAAAUAAAUAUGUCGAAAAAUAA
Messenger RNA from Cyprinodon tularosa, 965 nucleotides. RefSeq names its product troponin I, fast skeletal muscle-like. The transcript is spliced from 7 exons. Bases 180 to 698 code for a protein of 172 amino acids. Gene Ontology annotation, cellular component: troponin complex. Gene Ontology annotation, biological process: muscle contraction. NCBI's taxonomy places the organism in Eukaryota, Metazoa, Chordata, Actinopteri, Cyprinodontiformes, Cyprinodontidae. The record is from RefSeq and is a predicted model, not a curated record.